UCUCCUCAGAGUGUCCUCAACACCGUGACGUGUUUUUGUCGUUCUGUGUUCUGUCAGGCCAGCAGUGGAGUGAAGCAGUGGAACAAACGCUGGUUCGUCCUCACUGACAGAUCUCUCUUCUACUACAAAGAUGAGAAGGAGGACACGGUGUUAGGGAGUUUGCCAUUGCUCAGUUUUCGGAUUCGUCCAGUGGAGCCGUCGGACAACAUCACCCGCAAGUUUGCAUUUAAGGUGUGGCUGGAGGAGAAGGAGGGUGAGGACGGUGACCUGAGGAACUCCUCUGUUUUCUGUAUGCAGGCGGAACACGCCGGGACCAGGACAUACUUCUUCAGCACAGACCGCCAUGACGAGCAGGAGGAGUGGAUCGCAGCCAUGAGUGAGGCUGCACAGGUGGAACUUCUGCCAACACACAGAACCAACUCCUCGGACACUACGGUGGAGUCAAACCAAACCAUGGUGACCAAACCAUCAGACUCGGAGAAGAGUUCAACCGCCCAGACGCACAGUGAAACUGAAAACAACUUGUCCACACAUUCAAAGACUAAUGGAGCGGACAGUCUAGAGACGCCUACGCCUUCUACGCCCUCUUCUGACCUGCAGGGCAAAAACAGUGAGAGAAGGCGAGGGGAAGGUGGAGGGAAAGGUGAAGACGAAGGAGGUGGAACCGCUCCUGGUCAUGGUUCUCACGCAAAUCAUCAUCCAAACGGGUGGGGCAACCACAUCCCUUCCAACAAUGCACCACACAUCAGCAACAACAAGCAACAUCUACCGCACAGGGGUCAAGGCGCAGCUCGAGGAACACCGGGGCACCCGGAGGGUGAGAGGAGGAGGGAGCAGCAGGAGAAUGUGGUUCUGAGGAGAGGCCCUGGAAACAGGAUAGUUCCAGAGAAGGUGGCCCAGAGGAAGAGCUCCAUGUUCCAGCUACAGCAGUGGGUCAAUGAGAGGAGGGGCGUGGCUUCACAGGAGGACAUCAACAGUCCAUCUCGAUACUACACAGUAAACAGAGGCAUCUCUGCUGACUACUGUCCCUACCCUGGUGGCCCCCCGUAUAUGGAUGAGUACCCGCUGUACGCACCAGGGGGGAGACCUGAAAGCAUCUGCACCAUCUCUGCUGUGGGGGGCUACGACCAACGCUGGGCUAUGGAGGAGAAGCGCCAUUCCCUGAGGGAUGGACCCCCCCACCUGUAUGGACCCCCGAUGCCCAGGGACUCGUGGGGGCCACAGUACUAUGGUGGAAUGGAAGCAUCCAUGCGGCGUCUUUCCAUCCAGCCCCGCUCCAGGUCUGUGCCCAGGUCGCCUUCCUCAUCAUCGGGGGGGCCCUACUCACCGGUGCCCCCUGGCUUUAUGUCCCCGGCUCGGUCGCUGUCAGCGCGCUUCGAUCGUUAUCAGGGGCGGAUGCGGGAGGAUGUUAUCUAUGCUGAUCCAUCCAUCUACAGCAUGAGGAGGUCCCUCAGCUCACCCAAGUAUGAUUACCCUGGGGAUAGGAGGUCCCUAAGCCAAGGAUUAUACCACCAUAACUACCCCGUUUCCCCCUCCAUCCACAGUAAAAUGGAGGACAUAUUAGACCUUCAACUCCAACGCAAUCUGGAUUAUCUAGACCAACAGGUACUGGGCAGAAGCCACCUAGACGGUAUGGUCAGCCGCAUGGUGAAGCGUUCAUCCUCAUCAGCAAAGCUGUGUGUCCAAGUGCCUCCGUUCCAUGAUGUGUACAGUAGAGAGUUACAUCCAACACUCAAAUUGAAUGAGAUUGAAACCAGUAAACUCUUAGGUCGACUGUGCGAGCAGAACCAAAUACUGAAGGACCACGAGGGUCUCGUCCACCGCCUGAGAAUGGACAAGGACAGCCUAGAAGAAGCGCUGGUGUCCACCCACCAGGACAUGGAGCUCUACCAUAAUAAACCCGUGGCCAUGGAGAAACUGCAGAUGAAAAAGGAAACGCUGCAGAACCAGCUCAUCAACAUCCGAGGAGAGCUGUCACAAGCCUCCAGUGGCUUAACCACAGCUCGCAUGGAGUUUGAAGCUCUGGAGGACGAAGCCCACGCCAUCCAUGGAGACCUGUGGGAGCAGCUCAAUGCUGGAGGACAGAGUGAACUGGUUCGUCGGCACAUCCAGAAAGAGUUCUGGAGAGUCCAGGAUGUUUUAGAGGGACUGCACAAGAACAACUCAUCCAGAGGAACAGACACAGCCAAGCACAGAGUGACCAGCGGUCCAUCAGGUUCCUUUAGCACCAAUAGUCCUGCCAGUCCCUUGAGCUCAAUAAGCCUCACCAGUCCACUCAGUCCUUUCUCCCCAGUGCCCGGCUCCCAGGCAUCCCUUACCAAACCCCUGGGCCUGGAGCGCAAGUUUGCUGAACAAAACAGCGAGAAGCAGGACCAGGUCCAGGAUAGACAUUCCACCAUGAAUAAAGUUGGCAUUGUUCCUCCUAGAACCAAGGCCCACACAGGUCAAGCACACAGCGGCCCAGCAGAUGUUUCUAAGCAUAAUGGUAGAGUUCCCAAUGGAAUUUCCAGGGAGCGUCCAAAGAGUGCUGUGUUUACUGCAGAGGCCAAGUCAAAAAUGAGUGUCCAGGAGCAGAACGAACGACUCCGCCGAAACCAGAGCAGCUCCAUGAGGGAGAAGAGGCGGAGUCUGAACCUGUCAGGAGGCCAGUCUCCAGCCAACUACAAAGUGGUUCGCCGGCGGCUAACAGCUCAUGAAAUUGACAUCAAGGAUCUGGAGGCAGCCGUCCGGGAACAGGGACAAGAGUCACCACGAGAGGAGAUCGCUCGACUGAGACGGCUGCAAAUUGAGCCGGAACAUUAUCAGCUGGAGAACAAACUGUUCAUGGCUCCUGACAAGAUUCUGAUCCCAGAACGCAACCUGGACUUAGAGGACGACUCCCCCUUGAGUCCUGAGGAGCAGAUGGAGAAGCAGAAAAAACUGGAGCGGAUCAAGACCCUGAUUGCCAAAUCAAAUCUGCAGAACAUGGUUCCUCUCCUGGAUGGACCGACGGAGGGUGGAGCUCCUGCCAGCUCCCAGCAGCAGCUGCAGGAGCAGGAGAAGCUGAUCGAGAUCUCCUGCACACUGGCUACAGAGGCGUCUCGACGCAGCCGCAUUCUCUCUGCUCAGUGUGUCCCUAGCUCCCCUACGUCCCCGACCAGACAGGCUACUCCCCCUUCCUCUGCUGACUUCCCCAGCUCUGCCCACACCAUGAAGGUGUGAGCUUGACCAGCUCAAGCUAUGGCUGCUGUCGAGUUUGACGGAGCAUCUUUUUGAGGAUGACUGUACAAUUGAAAAAAAAAAAAAAUGGAGAUUAUUUUUUAAAGGACUAACGCUGAUUUGAAAAGGCAUGGACAUCUUUCAAAUAAAAAGUGAACAUUAUGGUUGACGCUGUAAAGACUCUAAAGUCCAACUUUUCAAACAUCCGAUUCAAGCCUCCAGUUUUUUGGGUUUUUUUUUGUCCUGUGACACAAGGAAAGACUGUGAUCCCUUAACCACUACAGCACUAGUUGUGUAACAUUUCUACAUUAUUUGCUCAGGACAUGAUCGACAAAGCAGAGAUGUUAUUGAUGAAAUUGUGGUUUUAGCUUCUGGAGGCAAAGGCAAGUGAAUAAAAGAAUAGAAAGUUGACUCUUCUGUAAAGAACGGCCCGAGUGUUAAACCUCUCGAGAUGAAUCUGUGUCACUGAGGUCAACGAAACAAACA
This is a messenger RNA of Cynoglossus semilaevis (tongue sole), 3684 nucleotides long. RefSeq names its product pleckstrin homology domain containing, family A member 6 (gene plekha6). The annotation marks the transcript as partial. The record is from RefSeq and is a predicted model, not a curated record. NCBI's taxonomy places the organism in Eukaryota, Metazoa, Chordata, Actinopteri, Pleuronectiformes, Cynoglossidae. The transcript is spliced from 22 exons.